AGGCGCUGCCGGGGGCGGAGAAGCCCGGGGACCGGGAGCCCCGAGGGCGGUGGGCGGCUUCGCACCAUGUUCGGCUCUAGCCGGGGCGGCGUGCGCGGCGGGCAGGACCAGUUCAGCUGGGAGGACGUGAAGACCGACAAGCAAAGGGAGAACUACCUGGGCAACUCGCUGAUGGCCCCGGUGGGCCGCUGGCAGAAGGGCCGCGACCUCACCUGGUACGCCAAGGGCCGGGCGGACGGCGCGGGGCUGAGCCGGGAGCAGGAGCUGGCUGCCGUGAGGCAGGCGGAGCAGGAGGCGCUCAUGGCGGCGCUAGGCUACAGGAACGUGAGGAAGCAGCCCACGGGCCUGAGUAAGGAGGACUUUGUCGAGGUCUGUAAGCGGGAAGGAGGUGACCCCGAGGAGAAGGGAGUGGACCGGCUCUUAGGCCUGGGAAGCUCCAGUGGCUCUGCAGGCCGAGUGGCACUGUCCCGAGAAGACAAGGAGGCUGCUAAGCUGGGGCUGUCCGUGUUCACGAGUGGCUUCCCUCGGCAGCACCACCGCGUGGAGAGCAGUCGGCCAGGGGCCUCCCCGGCCUCGGCCCGGAAGAAACCUCGAUCAGAGGAGAAGACGGAGCCGGGCCCCGAGAGCCACAGGAAGAGGAGGAAAGAGAAGAAGAAGAAGAAGAAGAAGGAAAAGAAGAAGCACAAGAAAGAGAAAAGGAGAAAAGAAGAGCAACACAGAGCGGAGGCGGCCUCCUCGCCACCCCCAACUCCCACCGGGCCCCGGCACCGCAGGCAUGACUCCGACUCUUCCUCACCGUGCUGCAAGAGGCGGCGACGGCAAGACGGUGACUGAGGCCCAGUGGCUGGGGCCCUGCCCCACCACGCUGCUCUGUGGGCCCUGCCCAGAGGCCCACCCUCAGCGAAGCUUCCUGGCCCAGGAGCUGGAGGGCUGGCAUGCAGGGGCCCUGCUGGGAGCUGAGAGGGGCCCAGACCCAGCAGGGGAGGACGUGCCUGCCUGGGAGGUCCAGCUGUCCAAGACCCCUGAGAUGCUUAGUUGUAGCUAAACACAGCUACAUUUCUAUUUUUCUUUCUGUUGACUUACUCUUUGUACUUAAAUAAACUUAUUUUAAGGAGAAAACA
Diceros bicornis minor is the source of this 1121-nucleotide messenger RNA. It is a transcript of the gene C1H1orf35, whose product is annotated as chromosome 1 C1orf35 homolog. The transcript is spliced from 8 exons. The record is from RefSeq and is a predicted model, not a curated record. The coding region runs from base 67 to 834 and encodes 255 amino acids. Lineage: Eukaryota; Metazoa; Chordata; Mammalia; Perissodactyla; Rhinocerotidae.